AUGACGAAUAUGAAAUUAAAUACUUUUCCUAUAGCAAAACUUCCCUUCGAUUUGAUAGAAAACGUUUUAUCCUUCUCUAUCGAACAUAAGGGUUCCAAGGUCAUCGGUUCACAACUUAUUUACGUUUGCCUAAUGUUCGCCAAGGCCGCAAUUCCACAUUUUUGGAGGCAUCUCUAUCUUGAAGAGCCUACUCAGAAAAAAAUUUUCGCCAUCUUACAUGGAAACCCUUCUAAACGCAUGUUCAAUUACCACGGCAUGGUAAAGAGCGUAACCAUUUGUCCCGUGUGGAUAUCUAACAUGAAAUCUGGUGGUUUAUUAAGGACACUUGACAUAGUCCUGUCCAAUUUACCAAACCUGACGAGAAUACACAUCGAAGAUAAACUAUCCUUCUGUCACAAUUAUCACUUGAAUAAAGAGGCGACCACCGAACAAUUAGCCGACCUGCUAUGCAAAAAAGAUUUGAAAGAACUCAUCUUGGACUCCGAUCACCUCGUUUUCAACGACGAAUUAUUGGAGAUCGUCAGCUCUCAAUCUCGAGGUCUUAAAAUGCUAUCGCUGAACGGCCCCCACUUUUCUGACGAAGGCAUCAUGGAAUACGUUAUCCCAAACCUCAAGGAUGAUCUCGUGGAAUUCUCCGCCGGUCACGGUGGAAUAAAUCCCAUCACCUUAACCGGAAACACAGUCCUCGCCCUACUCGAAAAUUGUCCAAAGUUGAAGCGAAUACUUCUGGAGGGGGUGGAUCUGAGCGACAGUGACUUCAUUGGUGAAGACUUACCCCUAAGUAAUUUGGAAUAUCUUUGGUUGGGAAAAACUAGUCACCAAAAUUUCACCGCCAAAGGUCUCGCCUCUUUGCUGAUGACAUGUAACGAGAGUUUGGUUUCAUUGGUAUUGGAUUUGAGCCAUGUGUCAAGUUUGGUACUUCAGGAUAUCAUCAUUCCUCUAUUUCAACAUCAAAAAUUGCGAGAACUACAUUUGGUCUCUGCAUCCUGGGCCGAGUGGUCCGCAUACUACCCCAGACCAAGAUCGGAACAUGAGGUUAGGGCAAAAGAAGCAAUGCUGUGCUGGAAGUUGAAGGCCUACUGGGGCAUCACUCAUGAUUUGAUUGAUUUGAUCGGAGAAAAGAUUCCCACUCUAAAAGUGUUUAGCAUUCUGGGCGAGAAUCACUUGAAAGCCGGUUUAUUUUAG
Acaulospora colombiana is the source of this 1185-nucleotide messenger RNA. The record is from the annotation of a GenBank genome assembly. NCBI's taxonomy places the organism in Eukaryota, Fungi, Glomeromycota, Glomeromycetes, Diversisporales, Acaulosporaceae.